This is a messenger RNA of Topomyia yanbarensis, 1008 nucleotides long. Its product is annotated as RNA-binding protein 7. Gene Ontology annotation, molecular function: single-stranded RNA binding. Gene Ontology annotation, biological process: regulation of alternative mRNA splicing, via spliceosome. Lineage: Eukaryota; Metazoa; Arthropoda; Insecta; Diptera; Culicidae. The record is from RefSeq and is a predicted model, not a curated record. The transcript has 2 exons. Gene Ontology annotation, cellular component: nucleus. Bases 149 to 835 code for a protein of 228 amino acids.
GCUGUAUCUGUUUAAUUUGUAGUGUUUCUUGAACUUCAGAAUCUCGAUUCGUGUUUUGGUUUGUAUUGUAUCUACAUGAUCUACAUCCAAAGAGAAACAAGCGUUUAGUAACUAGAGUUUCGGCAAAUAAGAAUUUCGAGCCCAUCGAAUGCUGAUUGCUAUGAGUGAAGAAGACGAACGAACGUUAUGGUGCGGGAAUCUUUCGGAAAAGGUCACGGAAGAACUACUAUAUGAACUGUUUGUUCAGGCCGGCCCGGUGGAGAUGGUAAAAAUUCCGAAGGACAAUGACAAACGGCAACGAUCCUACGCAUUCAUCACCUACGCCCAUGCCGCCUCGGUAGAAUACGCCAUUGAUAUUUUCGAAGGUACGAAGCUUUUUCAGAGACCGCUUACACUGCACAAAAAGAGCAAAAACGGAGCGAAUUCUUCGGCGUCGCCGAGGAUGAAUCAGCGGGGCCAGCAACAGCAACACCAGAACCAGCAAGCAGGUCAGGGCGAGGGAAGUGGAAUGUUUGCUAUGGCUACUAUGAGUCCGGGAGCUGUUAAUAAAAUGAUGGGUAUGAUGGCUCAAAUGAACCCGCAAGUACUGGCAGGAUUAGGACAACUGCAACAAAAUCAACUGCAAAACAAAAUGAAUCGAAAUGAUGGUCGGUCACAUCAUCAACAGCACCAGCAUCAGAAGCCUUAUUCUAGAGGGGAUAACCAAUCGUUCUCAAGGGAUAGAAACGAAACACAAAUGUUCUCACGGGAUCGUGGUAGUAACCACCAUGGUGGACGAGGAGGAGGUGGGGGUGGCCAUCAAAGACGAAAUGACUAUCGGGGUCGAAGAUCAUAGCUUGAACGUUUGCUGAUUUUGCUUUCGAAGUAUUUAAUAAACACUAUUUUACAAGAGUGUACAAAGAAAGAAUAUACUUAUAUUUCCUGACUGCUCAAUAAACUGCAUUUGUCGUCGUUCGUUAGAUUUUAAAGAAGCAAUUUGAGUUCAGAAUAAAAAUUUGACAAUUUAAA